CAUCAAUUCAAGUCUCGGCAGCAAGUUUCGUAGCCGAAUCUCGAUAAUGAAGCUUUAAAUAAACUGCAGCGUUCCCAUCGGAUGUAAACCCAUUACAGCAGCAAGCAAAACAUCAUUGAACUGUUUGCAGUAAUCAGCAUUCAGCAAUAAAAAUCAAAACUUUAUUGUUCUUCUCUGCGGAGAAAUACCAAACCAUUCAACGGGGGAGUACUAAAAUACCCAGACAGCAGGAACCACUAAAGAUUCAGACUUUGAAGCUAGAAAAACCUUCAACAAGACAAAGCAGAGUUUUCCCCCUUUUAUGUGACGAACCUGCGCUAUAACAGCAGCAAAAGACAUGCCGAGAGGGAGUGCAACGGCGUCCAAGUUCUCCCCACGAAUACCAUCCCCGCGACUUCGCCGUAACGGAGCAACCACCAACUUCCGGCGACGGGGCACGCCGGCGGGCCGCGGAUUUCUCUGGGCAGAGCUGAAUGAUGAUGAAGUAGAAGUUGCAGAGGACGAGGAAGAAGCUUCGUCUACCGACAAUAUUUUGCUCUUAUUCUUCUUCCUCGUUGUCUUGUUGUUUCUUAUUCUGAUUGGAUUGCCGUUCUCGAGGGGUUGUGGAGGAGGAGUUGGGAUCGCCGGAGUAGAAUCGUUUGCGGCGGAUAGGGUAGGAGUGGCCAUGGCCGGCGGCCGGGGAGGAUAGUGACCGGAGAUCUGAUUUGAAAAUUAUGCAUAAAAAUUGGGAGGGAGAGGGAAAGAGAGAGAGAGUGUUUAUGGGAAGGAGAAAGGAAGAAUUUAUUCUUCUGGGUAAUCGGCGAGAAACUGAGAAGAUACGCGACUGUUAGAAGUUGAGGCUGUUUAGUGUUUUCCGAGGCGAUGGCUGAAUAAAAUGAAUAAAACCACCGAUUUCUGAUUUGUUCAUAGAUUUAGCACAAUAAUGGUACAACGGUAAAUUUAAUUUUCGUGACUCUUCAAUUUUGUUUGAAAAAUCAUUUUUAAUUAUUUUCCAAUAAUGCAUACAAAUUAUUUUAUGGUAAAGGUUCUUUUGAGAUGGAGUUUCGUUAUGUUUGAUGGUAAAAAGAUAGACUUUCGAAUAAAAUUAAUGUUCAAAA
Linum trigynum is the source of this 1097-nucleotide messenger RNA. The record is from the annotation of a GenBank genome assembly. NCBI's taxonomy places the organism in Eukaryota, Viridiplantae, Streptophyta, Magnoliopsida, Malpighiales, Linaceae.